AUGCUGCUCUCGCAUGUGCAUCAGGCCAUCACCGCGGCACCAGAGAUCGCUACUACACUCGAUUUUGAGGUUAUCAUCAAGUUUGCGGACCUCGUCUGUUGGAUGAAGGACGAGAUUAGUUCGGUCCAGCCGCCCCAUACUGACUGUGACGUCUCGCGUCUCGCGUCCCUCGUCCCCGGGACGAAUGUCCCCGUGGUUCCGACUUUCUGUAAUUUUCUCAUGAGUGCACUCGGUAUCACGGACGAAUUGACCAAGAUCUUAUGGGCCUCGCUCAAGGAUGUGGCAUGGAAUCUCCAACUCGGCCACGAGAGUGCGGUUAAGCGCCGUGUUCAGGCCCUGGUCGAACUCUUUCUCCAGCACGGCUAUCCACAUAAUAUAAUGCUGUAUCACUUCCGGCCACCUACCCGCACAUGUCUUGAUCCCCAAUGCGCGCAUUCAGCGCGGGGCACCGAUCACACCCAACUACAGGCGCAUGAACUCGGCGAGCCAUCCAGCUUCAAUGCCACGGCUUUCACGAGGGCAUUGGGGCCCAUUCCGGCUCGCUCUACAUCAUUCUACUGCCGCCGCUGCCAUACUCGCUAUUAUCCGAAUUACUACGUCCAUGCUCAAGCUACGACCCGGACCUACUAUCAUAAACAAACACCGAAGUUCCUCCAGAUUGCGGAGCACUUCUUCGUCGAGGACGAAGUCUGUGAGAUGUUUGCCAGCCUCAUGUGCGUCUCAUGGUAA
This is a messenger RNA of Rhodofomes roseus, 729 nucleotides long. RefSeq lists its product as uncharacterized. The record is from RefSeq and is a predicted model, not a curated record. The transcript is spliced from 4 exons. Lineage: Eukaryota; Fungi; Basidiomycota; Agaricomycetes; Polyporales; Fomitopsidaceae. Bases 1 to 729 code for a protein of 242 amino acids.